This is a messenger RNA of Oreochromis niloticus (Nile tilapia), 2971 nucleotides long. RefSeq lists its product as uncharacterized. The transcript is spliced from 3 exons. NCBI's taxonomy places the organism in Eukaryota, Metazoa, Chordata, Actinopteri, Cichliformes, Cichlidae. The coding region runs from base 258 to 2189 and encodes 643 amino acids. Gene Ontology annotation, molecular function: ubiquitin-protein transferase activity. The record is from RefSeq and is a predicted model, not a curated record.
ACUCGAAUUUUCGACUUAGUAACUCGAAAUUAUGAGAAAAAUAACUCGAAAUUUCGAGAAAAUAACUCGAAAUUUCGAGUUAGCUCUGCCAAUCAGUAAUCUACGUGAAUGACGUCAUUUCCUUGUUACCCGGAAGGAUAUGGCACAAAGGCGCGCGCACUCAAAACUGGAUCGUCUCGUGAGCUACAGUGAGCUACAAAUGGCGCCAGGUUCUUCAGCUUUGAAUGCCUUCCUACAAAUGAUAACUGGAUAAAAGCAUGGGAGACUUGAUUGAAUUCUUGAAACAAAGAGAAGUCUCUGAGGAAAUUAUACAGACCUUGGAGAAUGAGAAGAUUGAUGCCAGUGUCAUAAGUCUAAUGACAGAUGAGGAGCUGAAGACUUAUUUGCCAUCAUAUGGUGAUCGUCUAGCAGUAUUUGGAUUUUGCAGACGGAGGGGCAGCAGCCGCAAGUCAGCGCUUUUUGAACGGCUGAAAUCCAAACUGUCCAAAAGAAAAUUAUCUGAAGAGGAUGGCAGUAGUACACGGCAAGAAGAACAUUCCCAAACAACCCAUAAAAGAAAUGCUCUGAAGAGAAAUAGAAAAAUAGAAAUAGGAUGGAUGCAUUAUGAUGAAGACACUGAGGUUUUCAAGCAGGUUAGAGCUAGACGAGGAGGAGGAACAAGAAAAAUAGACAUUUGCAAGGAUGCCAAGAAAAGGGACAUAUUACAGGUUGCAACAGGCCUGUUCUUUCCAGAUGGAGGAAACAUUCAGGGGCCCUUAACAGAUUUUGACUGUGAUCUAAAGGAUUAUCAAGAGAUGAUAGUCGAUGAUGCAUUGACAGUAGGAGAACUUUAUCAUGUCACAAAACUAAAUAUCCUCAGGUUCUACCUCACCACAAAGAAAAAACAAAAUGACAGCCUUCAGAGUUCCAGCCCAGGUUUGCAUCCAUCUUCAGAAAUUGAAGAGAGUCCUCAAAACCAAACCUCUUCUUUUACUGUCACUACAGUCCAAACAUCUGCUCCAUUUGAAACAAUCAGCCAUGAUGUGACAUACAUUGAAGACACUCCAAACGAUAACCUUCCACAAUCUUCCACGCAGUCUCUAAGUGCUAACACUUCUCACAGCAGUGACAUUAUUUUUGUUGGCCCCUUUUCUGACAGUGAGCCAAUAAAUUUGGAUGACACCCUGAUUUUUUCUCCACACCCUGGUCCAUCCAGUGAGAGAGUGAGGAGAGUAGUGGUGGUCCACAGAGGGCAGGUAAUGUCAGAGCUCAUUUCACAUUUUAGUGAUAAGGACCUUGAAGAUGUCGACAUCAAAAUCCAGUUCGUACUGCCUGAUGGAACACCUGAAAUGGCCCAUGACGAUGGGGGAGUUGUGAGAGAUUGUCUUUCAGAAUUCUGGAAAGAAUUCUAUGACCAGUGCACCACUGGAAAUGUUUGCAAGGUGCCCUUCUUAAGGCAUGAUUUUGGGCAACAGGAGUGGGAGAGUGUGGGCAGAAUCAUUGCAUUUGGAUGGGUUAGAGAGAAAUAUCUGCCUGUGAAAAUUGCACCUGCCAUUCUAGAACAAGCUGCCUUUGGAUAUGUAAAGAGUGAUAUUGUGGAGGAUUUCCUUAAGUUCAUGCCUGAAUCUGAGCGUACAGUGUUAGAGGCGUGGCGAUCAGACUUUAGCAUCGUGGACCAAGAAGAACUUAUAGACAUACUUGAUAACCACAGCUGCAGAAAGAUACCAACAGCCUACAAUGCCACUGAAGUCCUAUUGGAGCUUGCACACAAAACACUUGUCCAAGAGCCUGCCUAUGUUAUUGAACAGUGGGCAAGAACACUCAGCGCUGCAUGGGAAAGCAUUUGUGAUCUAUCGUCACUUUUUGAAACUCUCCAACCAAAUGUGAGAAAAGUUCUCAAGUGUCUCACUUUCCCUGAAACAAUGACGGCUCACCAGAAGCUGAUUCAGAAAUAUCUAACUACAUAUGUGAAGAAUGCUGAGAAGGAACAUUUGUGUUUGUUCCUCAGGUUUUGCACAGGUUCAGAUUUACAUCUUGGAAAGAACAUCAUCAUUGGGUUUAACGAACUUAAAGGUUUCCAGAGACGACCUGUGGCACACACAUGUGGAUGUGUACUGGAGCUGUCGAUAAAUUAUGACAGCUAUCCUGACUUCAGAUCGGAGAUGAACAGUGUGUUGGAAUCAAAUGUGUGGGUCAUGGACAUUAUCUAAAGGUUUGAUUCACAGACAAUGGCUUAAAAGCCAUUGUUGUUUUACAACAAAUUAUAUUUGAGUUGUGAACUAAAACUAAAGUGUUCCCAAGUGAAUGUCACAUCAAAGGUUUCAGGUGUUUAAAAACUGAGUUCUAAGAAAAAGUCUUUGGUGAAAUACCACUGUAAUGUAAUUUGAGGUACUUCUUUGUCUUUGCGUUUUCGUAUUACAACUGAGGCAAUAUUUUUCUAAACACUUGUGAAAUGCAUUUCUGCAGAGGUCUCAAAGUGGAAGUCUGGAGACCAUUUAUAAGAACUCCCAUUUCCUCAGUCAGCAUGUGUGCAUGUGAACAAUCAAAGCAGUUUUCCCACCUUUUAUUCAAUUUUCUAUUAUUUGAAUCCAAAAUCAACUUAAAAAAUGCAUUAGGUUAAUUUUAAUUUGUCAAAUUUUAUUAAUGUAAUGUCACAAGAUGACAUGUAUUCUAGUGGCUCACCAGAAAAUUUGAGAUUGAGACCCCUGCAAUAUGUAGUAUGUAGUACAUGUAGGAGAUAUAUUCAAUAUCUCCUACAUGUUUUAUUAUUGUGCACACAUUUUACAGUUUACAAGUCAGGUUUUAUUAUAUCAUUGUAUUUUAAUACAGUUAUGUUCGUACAGUUCUGUUUAGCCAUCUGGGUUAUGUUGACUUUUGCUAAAUUGAAUGGCCAUAAGGAACACCUAUAUGCUUUUAUUUGGGAUUUCUGUGAAAUCAGCAAUUGCUGAGCUGAAGGUUGACUUUUGGUUGGCUUUUCCUGAUUUUUGUGAUG